Gavialis gangeticus (Gharial) is the source of this 1919-nucleotide messenger RNA. RefSeq names its product zinc finger MYND-type containing 10 (gene ZMYND10). NCBI's taxonomy places the organism in Eukaryota, Metazoa, Chordata, Crocodylia, Gavialidae. Gene Ontology annotation, biological process: outer dynein arm assembly; motile cilium assembly; inner dynein arm assembly. The transcript has 11 exons. The record is from RefSeq and is a predicted model, not a curated record. Gene Ontology annotation, cellular component: centriolar satellite; cytoplasm. The annotation marks the transcript as partial.
GGCCGGCAUCCACCGCCCCUUGUCGCGCGCAGGUGGCUGCGGCAGCACGAGCGGGUGGAGCGGCUGAACAUGCAGGCGGUGCUGAGCGCCAGCGCGGGCCGGGACCAGCUGCUCGCCGAGGUCCUCAGCAGCCGCGCCAAGAUCCCUGUCCUUAUUGAAGAAUUGAUCUCUGUGGAGAUUUGGAAGCACAAAGUCUUCCCUGUUUUGUGCCGGCUUAAGGAUUUCAAACCAAAAAGCACCUUUCCCAUCUACUUAGUGCUACAUCAUGAAGCUUCCAUUAUCAACCUGCUGGAGACAGUGUUUUUUCACAAGGAAAUCUGUGAAUCAGCUGAGGAAACCAUUCUGGACUUGAUUGAUUACAGCCAUCGGAAACUGACCCUGCUUGCAGCUCGGAGUGCCAAUGGAGAGAUACCAGACCAGGAAAAGCUUCAGCCUGAGGACUUAGCCAAUGUUUCAUCCAUGCAGGAGCUGCAGAAGCAAGCUGAGAUGAUGGAGUUUGAGAUCUCUCUGAGGGCCCUGUCUGUGCUCCGAUUCAUCACCGACCAGGUAGAGAGUCUUCCACUGAGUGCACUGACACGGAUGCUGAGCACACACAACCUGCCCUGCCUCUUUGUAGAACUGUUGGAGCACUGUCCAUGGAGCCGCCGCACGGCAGGCAAGCUAAAGAAAUUUGAGAAUGGAAUGUGGUAUGUGGUGCCCCCUGAAGAUCAUGCAAAGAUGACUAAGCUGGAUGGCCAGGUGUGGAUUGCCCUCUAUAACCUCCUCCUGAGCCCAGAAUGCCAGCGGAAAUACAACUUUGAUAGCUUCAGUAAAAGCCAGCUCCUAAAGCUCCGUACAUUCUUGACUGAUGUCCUCAUUGAUCAGUUGCCAAAUCUGGUGGAGAUGCAGAGAUUUCUGAGCCACCUUGCAGUGACAGAGCCUGUUCCACCCAAAAAGGACCUCAUCUUAGAGCAGGUUCCUAUCAUAUGGGACCGCAUCAUCAAAGAGAACUCAGGGAAAUGGCAGGCAAUUGCCAAGCACCAAGUGAAGCACAUGUUCAGCCCCUCUGAAGAAGAGCUGAAACAGCAGGCAUGCAGAUGGGCGCAGACGUACAACCUGGACGUGAUGGAGGCUCUCGUCCCUGAGAAACCCAAAUGUGGGAUGUGUGGCUCUGAGGCAGCAAAGCGCUGCUCUCGCUGCCGGAACGAGUGGUACUGCAAACGGGAGUGCCAAGUGCAGCAUUGGCAGAAGCACAAGAAAGCUUGUGACCUCGUGGCUGAUGCUGUGAAGAAAAUAGGGGACCUGAACAUUCAGCCAUAGUUGCAGCACCCAACUGCAGUCUUCCUGAAGCAUAUUCCUCCUCCAAGAUCUCCCAGUGUACAGAGCACACAAGGCUUCAGAGAGUCCCCAGUUCCAAGUAGGACAGGCAGCUUCUUGUUCAUCUGAGUUAGUGUGCCAGGCCUCAGCUGGAUGCUGCUCUAGAAGAGGCUUUCUCUGGGUCUAAGAGACGUACGGAACAUUGAGGUCUCCAACCUAAGGAGUAUCAGAAAGACCCAGUGACUCAGAGAGCACCUUUGUGGUCCUCCAGGCCUGUGAGUAGUGCUUUCUGCUUUCCACUCCUUUUGGGCCUCAGGGCCCUGUUGCCGCCUGGUCUGAUUUUAGCCGUACAUGAGCCACUUCAGAUCUCAGUUUUACAGUCAGUGCCCUCCAUACUCCACAACACUGAAACAAAUGCACUUUGCAGAGAGAGUUCAGCAGCAGGGUACCAGCUAGUGAAGAUGGCAAGUUAGGAACCAACCCCUAGUGUACUGCUUAUAGUGCCUGUUGCUAGGACCAUAGUGAGACUUUGGAGGCCUGCAGGAGCCUCACUAGCCUCAGAGCUUGCCUGUUCAGGUCUCUCAAGAGUCCCAUUUUCUCCAAUAAAUGCCUUGAAUCGUGAA